Messenger RNA from Leptosia nina, 438 nucleotides. Lineage: Eukaryota; Metazoa; Arthropoda; Insecta; Lepidoptera; Pieridae. The record is from the annotation of a GenBank genome assembly.
AUGGGUCGAAUAAGCGUGAUAUGUUUCUUCACAUUUCUGCAUGUGUGUAUAAGCCAAGUGGAUUCAUUGGAAUGCUAUGUGUGUGAAAAUCAGGAGGAUAAUACUGAGAAGUGUGUGAAAACUAUUAUGACCUGCGAAUAUAAUCAGGAUGUAUGCUUGACGGAAAUUAAGUGGGGAAGUACACCAUAUUGGUCCCAAGGAGCUAAAAAACAGUACUAUGUCUCUAAAAGAUGUUCAAAUAAGACUGAGUGCGCUAUAACAAGACAACAUUAUAUGCCUCUUUGUACUCAUAUCUGGUACCAAGAUUGGGUGUGUUCAGAUUGUUGUCAAGGCGAUCGCUGUAAUUAUUAUAUUAUUAAUGGAGAAGCAGCUACCAAGCCACUACUUAGAGUAUUACUCAGCUCUAUAGUUUUAAGUUUUAUUUGUAGUAUUUACUAA